This is a messenger RNA of Penicillium egyptiacum, 957 nucleotides long. The record is from the annotation of a GenBank genome assembly. Lineage: Eukaryota; Fungi; Ascomycota; Eurotiomycetes; Eurotiales; Aspergillaceae.
AUGCUCUCUGCCUUCAUGUUAUUCCUCUCUGCCGUUGUUGUGGCUCUCCUCGCGGGUCCGGAUCCAGCCGUUGCGGCGAUCCCCUCUACCCUACAGAGCAUCUUGAAAAACACUCACGGCAGCAAAGAAUAUGGAUAUCCCACCGAUCUAACAAGAGACCUCUUACCUAUCCCUGUUCAUUCUCAUAAUGACUAUUGGCGAGAUGAGCCUUUCUAUACCGGUCUCUCGCAUGGCUGCAUGUCCACCGAAGCUGAUGUUUGGCUAUACAACGGCACACUUUAUGUUGGUCACGAUGAAUCUGCCCUGACGGAGUCACGAACUCUGGAAUCCUUGUAUAUCAAUCCCAUUCUGGACGUCCUGGAGCGCCAGAAUCCCGAUAGUCCAUUUAUAUCAUCACGUACUAAAAAUGGCGUGUGGGAUACUGUUCCCGACCAAACGCUUUACUUGUUCAUUGAUGUGAAGACGUCCGGUCCCGAGACGUUCGAGGCUGUAAUUGAUGCUUUAGAACCUCUACGAGAGAAGGGCUAUCUUACUACCGUCAGGGGUGGCAAGACCGUUGCCAAUGGACCCGUCACUGUCAUUGGCACGGGAGAGACACCGUUCGACAUGGUUGCGCCCGUCAAAGACCGAGACUACUUUUUCGAUGCGCCUCUCGCGGAUCUCAAAAAUCCCAAAUACGCUGAUGUAACUGGCGUUGUCUCGCCUGUCGCUUCAACCGAUUUCCAGGAAGCCGUCGGCAAGAUAACUGUCGAUACGGACCCAAUCCUCUUAGACGACCAGCUCAAAGCUCUCCGAGACCAGAUUGCCACCGCAAAUGAGCGCGGGAUUGGUGCGAGAUAUUGGAACACGCCGUACUUCCCGGUCCGUGCACGAAACCUUGUCUGGAGGACUCUUUUGAGGGAAGGGGUCAUUCUGCUCAAUGUCGAUGAUCUAGAUGCUGUGGCGUCUUACUUUUAA